AUGCAUGUCUCAUCCUCAUCAGCACAAACGGCCUUCGACGAUGACCUCCACGGCAGCGCUCAAGCCCCCGAAAACUUCACCCUGCCCACCCUUCCCACGCUCAAGAUCACCUCCCUGAUCAACUCGGGGUCCUUCGCUACCGUCUACGAGGCCAUCGAUACCUGCUCGCGCGAGCGGUAUGCGGUCAAGGUGCUGUCCAAGAGCAAUCUGAGCAAGACGCAUAUGGAGACGCUGUGGAGGGAGGUUGGGAUUAUGAAGCGGAUUCAGGCUGAGCGGGUGCCUGGGGUUGUGAAGCUGUUUAGGGUCGUGGAGAAUGAGCAUUGGUUGUUUUUGGUGCUGGAGUAUUGUGAGAUUGAUCUCUAUGAUGCCAUCACGGAAUCAAAACUACCAGCCCAUGCCGUACUUCCCAUCUUCCAUGCGCUCUGCCGAACCCUGACCCACCUCCACUCCCUCUCCAUCUACCAUCGCGACAUCAAGCCCGAAAACAUCCUCCUCACAUCCCCGCACAGCGCCAACGGCUACUCCCACUCCCGCCGCGUCCGCCUCGCCGACUUUGGCCUCUCCACAAUCUACCCGUGCUCAACCGACCUCGGCUGCGGGUCCAGCCGCUAUAUGGCGCCAGAAUGCCUACCCAACGCACGGAAAUGCGCAUGCUCAACAGACAGCGGGGCCUUCAACUCCGACCAAGACGACGACGACUGCGACAUCGCCCGCGCAGAUCCAUACGACUGCGCCAAAGCCGAUGCAUGGUCCCUCGGUGUCGUCCUCGUCAACCUGGUCACGGGCAAGAACCCCUGGUACGAGGCCGACCUGUCCGACCCGCUGUACGCCGCGUACCUGUCAGGCAAGCCCGUGCUCCGCCACACGUUUGGAUUUUCGGAAAAGUUCGACAAUGUCGUGAGGUCGAUCCUCGAUCCGAACCCGGCUACAAGAUGUGCCGUGCGUGAUGUGUGGGAGAAGGUCAAGGCCGUCCGCAAGAUCUUUGACCCCAUACCCCCGGAGGUCCCGCUCCCCGUCACAUCGUCAUCGUCACCGGUCGUCGUCGAAACCCUCCCAAAAACCGUGAUCGUAACCCCCACUUCAUCCUGCUCCUCCACUAACGUAUCAGCGGCCGUCAACCCCCGCAUCGCCGGCCUGCAACUAACCCACGACGCCGACUUCUACCGCCCCUCCACGCCCCCGAUCAAUACACUCACAACCUGCUCCUCCGCCCCAACAAACAUCACAACAACAUCCUCCCUCUUCACCGCCUCGCCGCCGCGGUACAUUGCGACCAACGGCGCGAUGCAUGACUCGGGCUUCGAGUCGGAGGAGCUGUGUGAGGUGUUUGGGAAGGAGGAGUGUUGUACGAUCGCGUCGCCGGGGAGGGAGGACGAUGAGGAUGUCUUUAUGUUUGAUGCGCGGGUUUGA
Messenger RNA from Fimicolochytrium jonesii, 1410 nucleotides. RefSeq names its product kinase-like domain-containing protein. Gene Ontology annotation, cellular component: cytoplasm. Gene Ontology annotation, molecular function: protein serine/threonine kinase activity; ATP binding. The record is from RefSeq and is a predicted model, not a curated record. The transcript has 2 exons. Lineage: Eukaryota; Fungi; Chytridiomycota; Chytridiomycetes; Spizellomycetales; Powellomycetaceae. Bases 1 to 1410 code for a protein of 469 amino acids. Gene Ontology annotation, biological process: protein phosphorylation; intracellular signal transduction.